This is a messenger RNA of Penicillium manginii, 975 nucleotides long. RefSeq names its product Transcription factor SipA3. The record is from RefSeq and is a predicted model, not a curated record. The transcript has a single exon. The coding region runs from base 1 to 975 and encodes 324 amino acids. NCBI's taxonomy places the organism in Eukaryota, Fungi, Ascomycota, Eurotiomycetes, Eurotiales, Aspergillaceae.
AUGAUCAGCAGGAAGGCGAGCGAUGAUCUCGAACAAGAUGCUUUAGAUCUCGUCGACCUUGUGAACGACCAGGUUCGCCGCCUUGGCGCACACAGUCGCACCAAGAAGGCCAUCACUAUAUUCGGCCAUGUUGGACGUCAGAAUAGCGUUUCCCACUUUGCAGGAAUUGGGGCCAAUUUGAAAUUGGAACCUCGCAAGCGGCGAACCCAACGAACUAUGCACCAGCUGCUAUUGGAAACGUUCCUAUCCUUCAUGGAAAGCACCAUCUCCUUCUUGAUGUUGACCUCGUUUGACAUCUUGCGCUGGUCUUGGAAGACCGUGAGCGCCCACAAAGUCAUCCUAGUCUUGUUGAUAUCAAGUGCGCUCAUGAAUGGAUUCUACUCGUCUCGCGAUUCCUGGGAUUGGUGGCAUGAGAGACACGCGAGCAAUUUCAUGGCUCGAAUCGGAGUCCAGCCGAACCUGGUCAUGAGCAAAGCGAUUUACAUCCAAGAUAUCGACGAGGCAAUUGCCAACACGACCAUUUGGCCUAGCAACGGAAACGCCAGCACGUGCUUCAGUACGUUCCACGAGAACUCCAUGCGCUAUUCAGAAUUGCCCCUCUCGCUCAGCACCUCCGGGCCCCGUGACGCAGUGGCCAAGAGCGCCACGAAGCGCUUCCAACAAACGCGUGAACGUCUCGGCACAUACCGAUACAAUCUUCUCGUUGCUCUGCGCGUGGUGAACAGCAUCGAGAAAGAAGUCAUUCAGAACGAAUGGGAACGUUGGCUCCGCGAAGAGCUACGACGCUGUCGCCAGGUCGAACUUCUCCUGAGUGGCAAUAGCGAAGAGGGCGAAGCAGGCGCACAAGCCCAAGCGGAGCGAAUUUUCGCUGAAAAUGCCGGCAGCGUGACAGAGUGGUACGAUAAGUAUUGCACAAGCUGUCGUUCGGAGCAAGAGCAGGCCCAGCAGAAUGGAGCUGAAAACCCGCUCGUUUGA